Molecule: messenger RNA, 2694 nt
Organism: Procambarus clarkii (red swamp crayfish)
Lineage: Eukaryota; Metazoa; Arthropoda; Malacostraca; Decapoda; Cambaridae
Source: RefSeq, a predicted model, not a curated record
GCCCGUCAGUGUCCAGGACGGUGAGGUAGGGGACACACGCGCCGCUCCCGACACACUUCCCAGAUAUGGCGUCUGUUGGUUACUUGGACACUCAGGACGAGCCGCAGCAACCAGUGUUGCACUCUCAGGACUGGCUGAACUACUCGGCCGAGUGCGUGUACGGCUACACUCCCACCAUUCCUGAGUACAUUGAAGCUCUGGGGAUGUACAGGACAGCCAUACACACCGUCGGCUCCCUCAUCACCGCCGCGUUCUUCGUGUUCUACUGUGAACACAUCGUCUUCACCUACAAGAACACCAACACCGUCUACCGCAGACACAUCAACUGGAUCGCCUGCUUCUACCCGGUGGGGGCCCUCAUGACCACUCUGGCGCUGGUCGUCCCGAGGUCUCACGACCUCUGUAAUGCUGUCAAAAUUGUGUUCUUCUCACUCGGGGUCCGCCACUUCGUCGACCUGACCGUCCUCAUGUUUGGCUGUGAGAAGGGCAUGUUGGGCAAGCUGAAAGACUCCAGCUUUGACUUCCACGUUGGUCUGCUGAGGUGUUGUCCUUGUAUUCCGUCCCCAACCAUCACCAAGACUCGUCUGAGGGUCUUGAAGUGGUUGUUGUGGCAGUUCCCUUACAGUCAGACCGUCUACUUCUUUCUGGAGAUCUUCUGGACCGCUGCUAAGAGCAACUCACAGGGUCUGAUCACGCUGAACUACGGGUACCUGUGCCUUGAUGCUAUAAACAUCAUCUCAUCUCUAAGUGCCAUCUACGCCUUCACAGUCAUGGGCCACCUCGUCAAGGACCAUCUCGGAGCCUUCAACUACAAGAGGAAGUACGGAACAAUGCUGGUGGUGCUGGUGCUGCUGAAGGUGCUUGAGGUGGCGGUCACCAUCCUGGGCAACUACAACUUCUUCCCCUGCUACCCGCCCUACAUCAACUCCAUGGUCUAUGCCAACACGGUGCUGAACCUGGUCCACCUGGGGCUGCUGACGUUCUUCGGCGGGCUGGAGUACUGGCAGUACCACACGGAGGAGUUCCUGCAGCCCAUCUCUGACAAGCACCACCAGCACUCCCACGAGCUCAUCAUUCACGGCCAGGCCUGCGUCUGCAUCAUCUCGGAGAUGACCGGGGUCAGCCGCCGACGGAGGAGCUCCCAGGUCCCCAUUGUCAUGGAGGAUAGCAAGCUCGGCCACAUCCAGGAAGGUGACGAUGAGGAUAUCUUGAAGGAUAGCGUCCAGGAAGCGGAGGAGGGUGAUGAUAGCGGGCAGAAGGUGGUGGUGGCUAAGGAGAAGGCAGUUGAGGGUAAUGGAGUAGGGGAGGAAGCGGAGGUGUCAGACCAAACCCGUUUCUGACAGUACGUGUUGUUUCGGGGUCAGAGGAUGGGCCACAUGGGCCAUGGCAGGUGGACCAAACUCUCGUCUGACAACACCACAUGAACGAUGAUUUCAAGAACCAGGCAACAUGGCCUGGAUAUCCAGCAAAUUACACCAGUAAUUAUAUAUAUAUAUAUAUAUAUAUAUAUAUAUAUAUAUAUAUAUAUAUAUAUAUAUAUAUAUAUAUAUAUAUAUAUAUAUAUAUAUAUAUAUAUAUAAGAUUGAAAUGCAAUAUCGCGCUAAUCAAUGAGAAUAAUAACCCACAAUUUUCAAAACACGAGGAAAUGUAGACUGCUUAUUUCAAUCCCAACUCGGUAUCCUCUUCAGCAGUGAGCGCUAAUGACCUGUAGGGGGCUUUUAUGACACUAGGUCAAAUGUCCUGGGGAGAGGUGUAAGCAUAGGGGGUAACAGGCUCCUUGGCUCCUUGAUCACUCACCACAUCUUGUAACCCCUGACCUGAGGAGAUACUAAAGUUGGGAUUAUUAAUAUCUCAUCAGUGCAAUGGUAACUACAUCUGGUGAGUGAUUAUGUAAUUCGGUUGUAUUGACUGGUGACAAAUUAGAGACGCUUUAGUGCUGAUGUGGCACAGAAACCCUAACCUAACCUUCCUAGGACUAAUGCACGCUAUCUGAGGCCUAAUGUAUUACCUAUUUGUGUUAUACUAGACCUAGGAUUAUUUAGGUUCGACUGUUAGGUUAAUUUUUCCGGACUCUGUGAAGUGAAUAGUACCAAAUUUUACCAUCUAAUUGUCCGCUACGUCAGUAUAUGCACGGUGGCCACGUUUAUACAGAGAGUACUGUAUAAACGGGAAGAUGGGCUGAUAUAUAGACAAUACUCACUAUUAUUCUCAUCACUGUAACCAUUUUCACUGUCCUCGCACCGCUGACAACCCUAUUUACAGUGAUCAUCACCUUCCCUACUCUUCACCACCUUCCUUACCUUUCACCACCUUCCCAAGAUAUUGACUAGACCAAGAAUCAGUUCACUUAAAGAUAUAAUCACUGGAACACUAACUCUGGACAGAAGAGCCUCCAAUAGCAACUGGUGGACCCAUUGUGCGAUAAACACCAUCAAUACAUUCCAAAUAUAACAAACACAGUCACUGAGAAGGGUGUCGAGGAAAUGCAUCCACACUUUGUUAUGCAGUCCCCUUGGGAAUCUCCGUCACCAGAAGAUUAUGGUUCUUGACGGAAAAACGAACCAGACAACUCCUCAUCUGCUACGUAAUAUUGCACAAAUGCAUAUGGAAGCAAACGUGGCAUCCGACAGCUUCACUUACUUCACAGAUGGAUCAGUAGACCAGUAGGGACAAGAAACCGGAGCUGCAGUUAAA